GCGAAAGUGAGCAGCCAGCGAGGGCUGCCGGGAAAGGCGUCGGCAGGAACGGUUUGUGUCUGUUUGGAGCAGAAGGCAGCGGGUCCUGGGAAGGCAGAUUCUCUAGGUGUCAAGAUGUUCUUUACUUGUGGCCCCAAUGAAGCCAUGGUUGUCUCGGGUUUCUGCCGCAGUCCCCCAGUGAUGAUCGCUGGGGGCCGGGUGUUUGUGGUACCGUGCGUACAACAGAUCCAGAGGAUCUCACUUAACACUCUGACCCUGAAUGUGAAGAGUGAGAAAGUUUACACCCGGCAUGGAGUCCCCAUUUCAGUCACUGGCAUCGCACAGGUAAAGAUCCAGGGCCAGAACAAGGAGAUGCUGGCAGCUGCUUGUCAAAUGUUCCUGGGCAAGUCUGAACCAGAAAUUGCACAUAUUGCCCUGGAGACCCUGGAAGGGCAUCAGAGAGCCAUCAUGGCCCAUAUGACAGUAGAGGAAAUCUACAAGGAUCGUCAGAAGUUUUCAGAGCAGGUCUUCAAAGUGGCCUCGUCUGACCUGGUCAACAUGGGGAUCAGUGUGGUCAGUUAUACCCUCAAGGAUAUUCACGAUGACCAGGAUUAUCUUCAUUCUCUGGGAAAAGCCCGAACUGCUCAGGUACAAAAGGAUGCCAGGAUUGGAGAAGCUGAAGCCAAAAGGGAUGCUGGCAUCAAGGAAGCCAAGGCCAAGCAAGAGAAAUUGUCGGCUCAGUUUAUGAACGAUAUUGAGAUGGCCAAAGCCCACCGAGAUUUUGAGCUGAAAAAGGCUACUUACGACAUCGAGGUGAACACACGGAAAGCAGAAUCGGACCUGGCCUAUCAGCUCCAGGUGGCCAAGACCAAGCAGAAAAUUGAAGAGGAGAAGAUGCAAGUCUUGGUGGUGGAGCGAACUCAGCAGAUUCAGAUCCAAGAACAGGAGAUGAUCCGUAAGGAACGGGAGCUGGAGGCCCAGGUUAAGAAACCAGCCGAAGCAGAACGUUACCGCUUGGAGAAAUUAGCCGAGGCUGAAAGGACUCAGCUCAUCAUGCAAGCGGAGGCCGAGGCAGAAGCCAUCCGGGUGAAGGGCGAGGCUCAGGCGUACGCAGUUGAGGCCAAAGCCCGGGCUGACGCCGAGCAGAUGUCGAAGAAGGCAGAAGCUUUUAAGCAGUAUCAAGAGGUUGCCAUGGUGGACAUGCUUUUGGAGAAGCUUCCAGAGAUAGCCGAAGAGAUCAGCAAACCGUUGGCUUCCGUGAAUAAGAUCACCAUGGUAUCGAGCGGGAACGGAGAUGUGGGUGCCGCGAAGAUGACCGGGGAAGUCCUGGAAAUCAUGAAUAAACUGCCUGACACUGUUGAGAAACUGACCGGUGUUAGCAUCUCUCAGCAGAUGAAUCAAAGAAAACCAGGACGGAUGAACUGACGGCUCAGAAGGACACGGAAAAGUCUUCUUGAGGGUGAACACCCAUGAAUCAUCAUCAAUAUGCACCCAUAUUUAGCGUUCCUCCUAUCGGUGCCCUCCUGUGAAUGCCACACCUUUCUUACGGACAAGAUUGUUGCAUGUCGAUCAGUAUCUGCAAAUGCUGAGGUCUUGUUACUCUGCUGUAGCACCGUGAUAGCUGGUGAUGUCACAGGGUGGGCCUGUGUAGACCGAUGUCCACCAUCAUUUGUAAAACGGGAUCCCUGUUGUUCCUUUCCUUGAUGCUGUUUUUGCUACCUGAGCCCGCUGGUCCCUAGAUACCUUUUUCCUACAAGUAAGCAGUCCUCAAGGAUCUAACAAUAGUUCUAGUUCUAAAAAAGGGCUGGGAAGGAUUUAAGGAUGGAGUAAUGGAUGAAGGUUGAAACCCAAGAUCGGUGUUUUUUUUAAAGGCCGGGUGGGUGACUUUGUUUCAGGGAUUUCUAGCGAGGUGAAGUAAUUUAGGGUUUCGUCCAGUCAUUUCCCUAAAAUGUCUAUUUGCCUAUGUACAAAGAGGAAUUCGGUUUUACAGUCCUUAUCAAUCCUAGUGAUAAGUGCUGGUGGGUAGCCCAGUUCUGUUGAUCUAAACCAAGGGUGGGGAAUGAUGGCCCCUUUUAGGACUUGUGGACUUCAACUCCCAGAAUUCCUGAGCCAGCCAUGCUGAGUUCAGCCAUGCUGGCUCAAGAAUUCUGGGAGUCGAAGUCCACAAGUCCUAAAAGGGGCCAUCAUUCCCCACCCCUGAUCUAACCCUUCCCAACUUGCUUGAUAUAUCAACAUCUCCAUGUGUGCCAUAGUGUUUGGUGCUACCUGUAGCUAAGAGUCCUCAACCAAGCAAACCUCUUCCUUUUGGGUCUUGGUGUCUUUUUCUUCUGUCCUCACCUCCUCACCUCGCCACCACCCUCACUCUCCCAGUCCUUAAUCUCAUUUUUAGGGGGGAGCCUGUGUCCACAGCAGCUUUCCUGUGUUAAAUCAGAAAGAUCUCCCUCAUAAGAAGGCAAUCCACACAGCAACAGGAGAUUCCCUCAGGCUAUGAACGUUCUAAUAGGCCUCUCUUCUGCCUGCAUGUUCAUCUCCUCUUAAAAUCGUCAUCUGAAUGUGCCUUAUAUCUGUUGAACUAACAGAUUAGAUAUACAUCAUCAUUUCCCUAGAAGGGAAAAAUACAAAAGGUCCUCAUUUUCACUGUCUAGUUAUUAUUAUCUCUGCCCCAAGUUUUUGAAGCUUUUCAGUUUUGUACGGUAACCACUGAUGCUCUCACCUUUGCUUCUUGUCCCAAAUUGUUGAAGGAGGCCACCUGCUCAUAUCUUCAUGAAGCACACUUGGUCAGACGGUAGCCAUUCUGCAGUGGCUUAAAUAUCACCCCUGGACCUGUGCUUCAGGAUUCACAUAUGCCAUGUUUGGCCUACUUGCUUGCUUGUUUGUUAUGGCCUCAGCAUGGUGCCUUGUCUAUGUUCGUCUGAAGAGUAGGACAGUCCAUUCUUCAUGCUACUGAGAUUAUCAACUAAGAAUAAAGGCCAAGAUUAAUUAAUGCAUCCCGUAGCCCUUCUGUGUAUCCAUUUCUACUUUCUGGUCCAUGUUUUCACCAUCUAAUAUCUGAACCUUGCUAUGAGUACAGGUAGUCCUCAAUUUACGACCACAGUUGACCAACUUCAUGUUGUUAAAUGAGGAAUUUGUUAAGUGAGUUUUGCCCCUAUUUUACGAUUUUUCUUUCCACAUUUCUUAAGUGAAUCGCUGCAGUUAGUAACACAGGUUGUUAAGAGAAUCUGGUUUUCCCGCCGACUUGGCUUGUUGGGAGUUUGCAAAAGGGGAUCACAUGACCCCCCCCCCCGGGACAUUGCAACCGUCAUAAAUGUGAGUCAGUUGUCUAGCAUCCAAAUGUAAAUCACGUGACCAUGUGCACCAAGCCACUGCAAUGUGCCCUAUGUCACUGCAGUGGUUGUAAGUGUGAAAAAUGGUCACAAGUCACUUUUUUCAGUCCUGUUGUAACUUUGAACGGUCACUAAACGAACUGUUGUAAGUCGAGGACUACUUGUAUAGAAAAUACAUGGCGCAAACUGCAUUUCUUCUGUUUUCACAUGUGAUCCUGCUUUAUCAGUAUAGAUAUAAUAUGAAUUUUGUCUGCAUCAUCUCUAACAUUCCUUUGGAUUGCAAUUGCAGUGAUUAUUAUUAUGGUUGGUUGCACAGUCAUCCAGAUUAGGGGUCUCCAACCUUGGCAACUUGAAGACUUGUGGACUUCAACUCCCAGAGAGACCCCUGAUCCAGAUGAUUAGACUGGGUUUGGCAUUUUUUUAUCCACAAGUUCCUCCCAAGGACCUGGGAUAGGCACAGAGUGUUGUGGAAUAUUAAAUUUAUCAUCACAGAAUGUAAGCUGUUCCAGGUAAAGCUGCCUUUUGUAAUUGACCGAUGCCGAUUUUUGUCAAUUCCAAUGGUGUUCAAUGUUGCUUGAGAUUGUUAUUAUCAUAUCACACAUUGAUGGUCAAUGCAAGAGAGAGAACCUAUCUAAUACUCCUGCUUUUUAUAUUCCCCAUAACAACAACCCUGUGAGGAGGGUUGGGCUGAGAGAGACUGAGUGGCCCAAAAUCACCCAGCCGCCUUUCGUGCCUAAGACAAGAUUGGAACUCUCAAUUUCCUGGCUUACAGGCCAGCAUCUUAACCACUACACCAAACCGGCUCAAACCAUGAGUAACCGUGAGUAUCUAGGAGCCACAAAUUGUAUCUCUCUCAAUAUCUAAGCCAGGGGUGUCAAACUCGUGGCCCGCAAGCCAGAUGCAUCAUGCGUUGGCCACGCCCAUCCCCAUUUUAGCGAAGGGGGGGUGGAGUUGUGAUAUGUCACGUGACGAUGUCGCGAGCUUGACCACCCCUGGUCUAAGCCAUGCAAGCUGCUAUGUAAAGAGGUUUGAGCUGUCAGGGAUUUUUACUGUGGAUAAUAAGAGAUCAUUUAGCUAAUUUAGUGGAUGGUUUCACAUAUUCUGUGAAGGCAUUAAUACCUAUUGCUUCAUUUGCUUUUUGUUCAGUAUGUAUGAACCCGGUCCCUUGUUUGUGAAUCAAAGUGUAUGGCAAAAUAUAUAGAUUUAAGACAUUAAAAUAAACCUUGGUUUUGCGUGAUCCAUAAA
Messenger RNA from Ahaetulla prasina, 4547 nucleotides. RefSeq names its product flotillin 1 (gene FLOT1). Gene Ontology annotation, cellular component: plasma membrane. Gene Ontology annotation, biological process: positive regulation of endocytosis; protein kinase C signaling; positive regulation of cell-cell adhesion mediated by cadherin. The record is from RefSeq and is a predicted model, not a curated record. The coding region runs from base 115 to 1404 and encodes 429 amino acids. The transcript has 13 exons. Lineage: Eukaryota; Metazoa; Chordata; Lepidosauria; Squamata; Colubridae.